AUGCGUCUGUGGAAGCAGAACUUUACCAAGCGCUGUGACCAGAUGAAAGAGCAGAUUCUCAAAUUCGACAACUUCAUUCAGGAGAACGAGCGGAAGCGUGCUCGGGCACUGUGGCGGGCGGAGACGGAGGGUCGCCUGCGGGUGCAGCGGCGGAUCGAGACCGAGCAGCUGCGGGCCCGACUCGGGGAGCUUCGUGCAUACCGGGACAUGCUCCGUCGCUCGCUCGCUGCCAAUGCCCACUUCUCCGAAUUUGUUCAGCUCUUGUUGCGCCCCGGCGGCAUGUUCCGGGAGCUGUCCGAAGUGCCAGUGCGAUACCGGGCGCUGGUCUCCACCCACGAGGCGCUGCUGCGGCUGGUGCAGGAAGGCCAUGAGGAGCGUGAGCGCCGCAAGGCGCGGCUAGGCCGCUACCUGGAGGAGACGAGCGACGAACGAUUGCAGCUCAGCAACCGGCUGGCCGACCUGCAGGCCCAACUUGAGGCGGCCCGGAGCCGCAGCCUCCGCUGGGACGCGGCCUGGACACACAUUCAGAACACCGCGGCGAGGCAGACGCUAGUGCUGGGCACAGUGAAGAUGGCGACGCUGAACCUGUACCAGCUGGUGGCCGGAUCACUGGAGGAGGCUCCCUCACUCACCUCCACCGACACUCUCUGGCAACUCCAGAAGAUUGAGGAAUUCAUCCAUCACCUAAAGUCAGUUUGGGAGGAACUGACGUCGGACCCCCACCGGGCUCAGAAUCGUCUGAUGAAGUGAGGGAGGGGUUCCUCAUUACGACUAACCCCUAACCUCCAGAGACAUGCCUUCUCCACUUCA
Messenger RNA from Hypanus sabinus (Atlantic stingray), 810 nucleotides. Its product is annotated as coiled-coil domain-containing protein 42-like. The coding region runs from base 1 to 750 and encodes 249 amino acids. The transcript has 5 exons. The record is from RefSeq and is a predicted model, not a curated record. NCBI's taxonomy places the organism in Eukaryota, Metazoa, Chordata, Chondrichthyes, Myliobatiformes, Dasyatidae.